GAUUCGUCGGUUCCUUUCGCUGCUGCGGUGGAGAGGAGAGAAAGGGAGGAGACCGAGUCGACCCCAUGCAAUGCAAGUUGUCAAAUCGAGGAAAGAGUUUCAGUCGGUGAUGAAGACGACACAUUCGUGCCCCUAAACCCAAAUAAUGGACGGAAGAGCCAUAACUCCACAGAUCGGCCCGAUUCUUGGCUGCUUCUCAUACCUACCCACGUGAUGCGGUCUCCAAUCUAACUCCCUCCAUGGCUCCAUCCCCAUCUCAAUCGGAUCACUUCCACCCAAAUGGUUACUC
Molecule: messenger RNA, 289 nt
Organism: Linum tenue
Lineage: Eukaryota; Viridiplantae; Streptophyta; Magnoliopsida; Malpighiales; Linaceae
Source: the annotation of a GenBank genome assembly